Messenger RNA from Tachyglossus aculeatus (Australian echidna), 966 nucleotides. RefSeq names its product olfactory receptor 14A16-like. Gene Ontology annotation, biological process: G protein-coupled receptor signaling pathway. Bases 1 to 966 code for a protein of 321 amino acids. Gene Ontology annotation, cellular component: membrane. The record is from RefSeq and is a predicted model, not a curated record. The transcript has a single exon. Lineage: Eukaryota; Metazoa; Chordata; Mammalia; Monotremata; Tachyglossidae. Gene Ontology annotation, molecular function: odorant binding; G protein-coupled receptor activity; olfactory receptor activity.
AUGGCCAACAUCUCCACGGUGACCGAAUUCCUCCUCCUGGGGUUCUUCGAUGCCCGAGAGCUGCAGCUGGUCCACGCCGUGCUGUUCCUCCUUGUCUAUGUGGCGGCUUUGUUGGGGAAUCUCCUCAUUAUCACUAUCACAACCCUGGACCACCACCUUCACACGCCCAUGUACUUCUUCCUUAAGAACUUGUCUUUCAAUGACUUGUGUCUUAUCUCCAUCACCAUCCCCAAAUCCAUCGCCGUCUCCCUGACUAAUAACAAUUCCAUUUCUUUCCUGGGCUGUGCUUCUCAAGUCUUACUGGUCACCUGGUUUGCUGGUUCAGAGUUUUUUGUUCUCACGGUGAUGUCGUACGACCGCUAUGCUGCAAUCUGCCUCCCCCUGCGCUAUGAGCUCGUCAUGGAUAGAUGGGCCUGUGUGCAGAUGGUGACUGCCUCUUGGCUCAGCGGAAGUCUGUUUGGAGUCUUGUUUUCAGUUUCAACGUUCUCCUUGCCCUUCUGUGGGUCCAACACUGUCCAGCAGUUCUUCUGUGAUGUCUCCUCACUGCUGAAGAUCUCCUGCUCCGAGGACCACGUUGCUAUUGAUGUGAUCGUGGCUGUUGCAGUAGGCUUAGUUGUCGUCGGUUUCACUUCCAUCAUCAUUUCCUAUGUCCGCAUCUUCUCAGCAGCGCUGAGGACUCCAUCCUCUGAGGGACGGAACAAGGCCUUUUCCACCUGUCUGCCCCACCUCACCGUUGUCACAGUUUUCCACUUCACAGGGGUAUUUGCCUAUAUCAAGCCUCCCUCAGACUCUUCCUCGGCCCUUGACCUGCUAGUAUCUGUGUUCUAUGCCGUGGUGCCUCCUACCCUGAACCCUCUUAUCUACAGCCUAAGAAACAGGGACAUGAAGGCCGCCCUGGGGAGGACCCGAAAAGGGGGAAAUGCCUGGUGGCUCCUGUGGGAUAAGCUGUGUCUUUCCUUGUGCUGA